Messenger RNA from Candoia aspera, 6426 nucleotides. RefSeq names its product general transcription factor IIIC subunit 4 (gene GTF3C4). Gene Ontology annotation, cellular component: transcription factor TFIIIC complex. Gene Ontology annotation, biological process: transcription initiation at RNA polymerase III promoter. The transcript is spliced from 5 exons. Bases 1 to 2595 code for a protein of 864 amino acids. The record is from RefSeq and is a predicted model, not a curated record. Gene Ontology annotation, molecular function: histone acetyltransferase activity; protein binding. Lineage: Eukaryota; Metazoa; Chordata; Lepidosauria; Squamata; Candoiidae.
AUGGCGGCGGCGGCGGCGGCGGCGCGGAGCCCGGCGGACGGGGCGGCCGCGGCCCCCUCGCCGCCGCCUUCGCCGCCGGCGCUGCCCGACGGGGCCGAGGAGCCGGACCCGGGAGAAGGGGACGACGCAGCGGCAGGACGGGCAGGCCCCAGCAGCCGCGCCGGGUUCCGGGUGACGGCGGUGCGGCGCGAGCCGGCGGUGCGGCUGCUGCACAGCGUGAGCGGCUCGGAGCCGCUGGCCUGGUCCGAGGACCACCGCGUGGCCGUCAGCACCGCCCGCAGCGUGGCCGUGCUCGAGCAGCUGAGCGACAUCCGCGGCGGCGGCGGCGACCUCGUCAUCCACCGCACGGCCGUGCCCGCCCCCGCCGCCGCCUGUCACCUCAAGGUCGGCUCCAAAAAGGAAGUUGCGGAAUGUAAAAAGAAGUUUGCGAGUUCGAACGAUCCAGCAGUGAGCCAGACAUUCAAGUUAGACAGAGUGUUCAAUCCUGAAGGGAAGUCCCUGUCCUCUAUGCGCGGCUUCAGAUACUGCAGCUGGUCUCCGCUGGGUUGUGAUGCAAAUGGCCGGUGUCUCUUAGCCGCUUUGACCAUGGACAGUAGACUGACCAUCCAUGCUAAUCUGAAUAGACUUCAGUGGGUGCAGUUAGUUGACUUGACUGAACUCUAUGGAGAGUGCCUGUAUGAAAACAGCUACAGGGUGUGUAAGACAGAGACUUCCCAGGAAGACCUAAGGGACUUCUCUGAAUUCCAGAGAAGACACAGGAUGCAGACCCCUGUCCGCAUGGAAUGGUCUGGCAUCUGCACCAUCCAGCAGGUGAAGCAUAACAACGAGUGCCGGGACGUGAGCAGCGUGCUCUUGGCCGUGAUCUUUGAAAACGGGAACAUUGCCGUGUGGCAGUGCCAACUUCCAUUCAUAGGCAAAGAAUCCAUCACGUCCUGCAAUACCAUCGAGUCAGGAAUCAGUUCCCCCAGUGUCUUGUCGUGGUGGGAAUAUGAGCACAAUAACAGGAAAAUGAGCGGACUGAUCGUGGGCAGCGCUUCUGGGCCCGUUAAGAUCCUCCCUGUCAACCUUAAAGCAGUCAAAGGUUACUUCACCUUGAGACAACCGGUGGUUUUGUGGCAGGAAAUGGAUCAUCUCCCGGUGCAGAAUAUCAAGAGCAUCCCUCUCUACCACCCCUAUCAGAAAUGUAGCUGCAGUUUAGUGGUGGCGGCAAGAGGAUGUUACGUCUUUUGGUGUCUUCUCUUGAUAUCCAAAGCCGGUUUGAACGUCCAUAACUCCCACGUGACCGGGCUCCACUCUUUGCCGAUUGUCUCCAUGACCGCAGACAAACAGAACGGAACCGUCUACACCUGCUCCGUGGAUGGGAAGGUCAGGCAGCUGAUUCCCAUCUUCACAGACAUUGCGCUGAAAUUCGAACACCAGCUGAUAAAGUUGUCGGAUGUGUUUGGCUCCGUCAGGAGCCACGGGAUCGCCGUGAGCCCGUGCGGCGCGUACCUGGCCGUCAUCACCACAAAGGGCAUGACCAACGGGCUCCACCCCACCACCAAAACCUAUCAGGUCCAGUUCGUCACCCUGAAAACGUUCGAGGAAGCAGCUGCGCAGUUGCUGGAGUCGUCCGUCCAAAGCCUUUUCAGGCAGGUAGACCUCACGGAUCUCGUCCGCUGGAAAAUCUUGAAAGAUAAGCACAUCCCGCAGUUUCUGCAGGAAGCUCUGGAUAAAAAGAUUGAGCGUUUGGGGUCCACGUACUUCUGGCGCUUUAAACUGUUCCUCCUACGGAUUUUGUACCAGUCGCUGCAGAUCCCCCCUUCUGAGCUAUUGUGGAGGCCCACACACGAGGACCCCAAGGUCUUAAUACCACAUUCCCCUGGAACAGGCGAUAGUGAGGAAGAGCAGUUGGAAGAGCAGCCUGCAGAGCAGGGCGGACAGUGUCUGAGUGAGGCACCCAAAGGAAGGGACUUGGAUGAGUCAGUGGAUAGCACCCAGUCAGUCCCCUCAACCAGUGGGGCCCAGGAGCAGAUGGAAGAGAAGCUGCUUGAGAUCCAGGCCCAAAUCGAAGCGGUGGAAAUGCAUUUGACCCGAGAGCACAUGAAGCAAGUGUUAGGGGAGGUCUACCUCCAUACUUGGAUUACGGAGAACACCAGCAUUCCAACAAGGGGGGUCUGUGAUUUCUUGAUGUCAGACAAAAGCUACGAGGACAGGACAGCACGGGUGCUGAUUGGGCACAUCUUAAAGAAGAUGAACAAACAGACAUUCCCUGAGCACUGCAGCUUGUGUAAAGAGAUCCUGCCGUUCACAGACAGCAAGCAGGCAGUUUGCUCCAACGGACACAUUUGGCUCAGGCCUGUCAGAGUCUGGCGUACAGAAGAUGUUUGCUUCGUGACAGCAUUGCUCGCCACUGCACUCCGGAAGAUCCUGAAUGGAUCCAGAAGUUACUGCAGGGGCCUUGUACUUUCUGUGACUCUCCUGUUUUCUAGAGGAUGGGUCAAGAUGAUGAGCUUGAAGCAGCAUUCCCUAGUGGCCAAAGCACCGUCCAACGUUGGAUCUGCACGAAGGCUCUCACUCCAACCUGUAAAUUUUCAAAGGGGAAACUUGAACUAGAGAAGCCCAUCCCCCUUCCAAGAGAUGCAAAGGCCUUUUCUUACGAAAUCCCACCAUCACCGUUUUCGAAAUGCUUCUGAACUCUAUUCGGAUUCAAUGUCGGUUGUUUUUGACAGUGAGGAUCUGGGACCUUUUUGUUCCACAAAGGAAUGCUUUUGUUGGAGCAAAGCUGGUUGCUCCACUGAGCAGGCACUGCUUGAUGGACUGGUGCAUCAUUGACUCUGACGCUUCCCUUCCUUAACGUCUAAUGAACGUUGGCACUUAACCGAACCAGCGACAAUUAAAUUAUUACAAAUAAUGUAUGGGUUUUUGAACUGUGUCAGAAGGACUUGCAUGCCUGUAGUCAGCGAAGAAAAGUACCCAUUUUGUCCUUUACUAAGAUUGAGCAAACCUGUUCUAGACUCCUUUCAAGAACUUCCAGGCAGCUAAAAUCCCUCAGAACCAACUACAGGGAGCUUAGUUUGAAAGCGAAUCGCACCUGCUUGUAAUAUUUUAAGCAUCAGUAUUUUUACUCUGAUUUCCUCGGCUGCUGUCAGUAAUUCUCCCACCACCCCUUCUCACAUGUUCACCUCCAAAUUUGGGCUGCUUCUCUCAUUUAGCAAGAGUUUUGUCUAUCACCUGUCAGGAGUUGCCCCUUUUUCUCCAGUUUCGGGAUGGCAAAAUCCUUGUCGCUUCCGGUCCCUUUGAAAAUCAACCAGACGUAAUAGAGCAUUCCCCCAAGGCACGCGUGGCAGUUCUGCCUGUCUCCUUAAUCCCUUCAGGCUGCAGGGCAAAGAGGACCUUGUUCAGCCUUUAUCAUGAUUGUUACUUUAAAUAUUCCUGCCGCAAAUAGGAAAUGCCUACGUUCCCCCCACCCCACCCCGUUGGAUUCCUUUCAAGGAGAGAAGCACUUUUGUUGUGAUUGUUUUAAUCGGGCGAGCAUUGCAGUCUGAAUAUGGUGUGACCUGUGGUUUUCCCCUCUUGUUCCUUGACCUACAUGUCAGCAACUCUAUGGAGCGUGUCAUUUGUUUCACACGAGCAUGGAAAAGUCUCUGCAGCUCAACAGUAUGAAUUGAAUCCAGCCUGAUGCUUUCUGAUGUCUCUGAUGAGUUGGUCUUGAUGGUUGUGAACCUCCUGAAGUUACUGAUGCCCCCAAGAUAACAAGAGGACGUUGAGAUUCCAGGCUAUGACCUCUAGUCCAGCCGCCUUGGCCAGCCACCCUGGGAACUGAGUCAAGGUAACAAGAAGGCAUCGAGUUUUCUGCUUUGGUCCAGAGAUUUGCCUGCAAGAUGUCCUGCAUCCGUAUUCCAAUAAUUGAACAACAUCUUGUUGAGUUUAAACUGAGUGUGAAGUUGAUCUCCCAUCAAAACAUUUUUGGUGGCAAAAGGUGGGAAACCGCCACAGCGAAUCCAAGUCUACCAGUGCUGCACGACCACCUUCAUCGUCCCCGGCAGCACAGCUUACCGCAGUGACAGAUGUUCCCUUUGGAGGGAAGACCAGACUGGGCUGAGGGGGCCAAUGGUUGAAAAUACAGAUUGGUUGCGUUUUCUAUGCCCUUGUUUGUCCUGCUGGAAGUACGUAGCUCUGUUGAGGGAGCGGGAAGGGCUUUUGCCAACAAUCCUCUUUUCCUUGCUUUGUCAGAGCCAUUCACAGCGAUCCUACUGAGAACACCUAAUAGGAUGCAUUAGACAGUACUGGGUUAAUUGGAUUAAACAGCAUAAAAGGCUAAUUAAAUAUUGAACGAAAUGUUCUUUGCUGGGGUAAGAUGAGGAAGCAAGGAGCUGCCUUACCGUCAGUCAACGCUGCUAAAGAAAGCCCAAUUGCCCCUGGGGGGGCACUGAGGGGGGGAAGGCUGGAACACACAUGCCAGCUGCAGCGCCCAUUUGGCCCCAAAGUUGGCAUUGGUUCUUGUUUAGGAUCCUAAAGUAUCUAGGUUUCCUAGUUGCCGGGCUUCUUAGAGCAGGGCCCAAUCAAGGAAGCACGAAUCCCACAGAUUUCAGUAAAAAGCUUAAAUGCAAGGAUUGGGGGUGAGGUUGAGGAUCUUGCAGUAAGGAGGCAGAGAUUCUUCAAGCAUUUCAGAGCUGUUCUUGGGUUUCCUGCAGCUGCCCUGAGUUGCUGUUUAUGAAAUAAGGUGCUAACAAACUCGGCUCCCAUCUGUCGAUUUGUUUUUAUCUAGAGUUCUCUUUCUUUCCCAGCCUGCUUAUCUCUAACACUAUUUUUUUUCCUCCUAAAUGCCUUAACACAAGGAAGGAGAAAGUUAUUUCUUUAUUAUUUCAAUGUCAGCGGCCACCCAUCUCAAAUAUAUAACUCUAGGUGGCUUACAGCAAUUUAAAAAAAACUGUAUAAAAAGGACAAGAGCAAUAUAAAAACCACAUUUAAAAAAAUGUAUCAAAAACCCUGUUUUCCUGUUAGCCCAAGCCAUCAGAGGAGAGGACCACCCCUUUCUUCUCAGAACCAAACGAGAGAGGAUCCUGAAUAGAUUCUGUUUUUCAGCUGCCUUGAUCUGAAUCUCCCUUAAGAUCAUCCAUCAAGGCUGUUUAUAGGAUACAUUUCAAUUAAGUUGAAGAAUUUCUCCUAGGGGAAUUGCCAUUUACACUGGGCCAUUUCUGAAAAGGUCCUCCAAGAUAGCAGAGGUACCCAGGCUCCUAAAAUAUUACUGAGCAGGCCGUGAGCAAGUUUUGCUUCUCUGGAGAUCCGUAAGAGAGAGAACAUUUAUCAUUCAGCGUGUUAACAUUUCUUUCGAAGAGAAUUGAAAAUCAAAGGCCAAGUACCAUCAUCCUUCAAAAGCCCCAAGCUUCAAGCAGCGGGAUAAAAUCUAAAUUCCCCGCCAGUUCCCACUACCGCCUUACCAACUAAUAAGGUUCUGAAAUUCCACGGGUGUUUGAACUUACAAGAAUAGUAAGAAUCGGGUCUUUGCUUGGCCAGUCCGAUGGCCCUUCCAUCAUGGGAGUCUGCAAGGACAACCUCUUUACAAGUUGUCAGAGAAAGUAAAACGGAGGGGAGAGAUUAACAAUGAUCCAGAAGCAAGCCGCCAGAGUGAUAAGAAUCUCUGGAGUGGAUCAUUUUGCAGUCCUUUUGGUAUAGAUUUCCUUGUUCCCUCCUAGCCCUAUUUGGAAGGCCAAACAGAUUUCCAGCCCCUCCUCCUGCCUGUGUUUGAAGCUUAGGGUGAACACACAACUUUGUCCCUCUGGAAUUAAAGUCAGUUAAAAUCCUAAGACACCGUGUUAAUGUACUUGAUUAAUCAUGGCUUUUCGUUCUAUGCAUUGUGGGAAUCCGCCCCAUCCCACGUAAAAAACAUCUCACCAGCCCCGACCUGUUCCAGGCUUCCAGAGUCUUUCUCUGCUGAUCUGAUCAUUUCUGGGUUCUUUGAAACACUUCCACACCUGAAUCUAGUCAGGCUUUUUGUCUGUUGUUUGAAAAAGAAAAGCAACAAAACAAAACUGGUGUGUUGCGAAGAACACAUCCUGUUGCUAGCCCGCCCAAGUCUAGGCAGCGUUACGAAAAAUUCCGGGUUCUCUGUUCCCUUGGAGAUGGUACUUGAUCACGAACGUUAAUGAUGGCUUUCUUUUUUUUUAAUAGGUGUGAAAUAUAGUUGGAUAAUGUGUUUUGUCUACUGUCACAGCCUCUCUGUUACAUGAAGCUCCUUGUGAAUAAAGCAAUGCACAACUUUCCCGGCGUCUGCAUUAACGAAUGGGCAGCAGAGUUGGCUUCCCUGUUGUGUAAUCACCAUAAAGGGUGGAAUGCCCAGUGCGAUUGUUAUCUAGAUAGUGGCCCCAUGUAAGCCAAACCCUGAGGAAUUCUGACCCUUUUCAGAGAAAAGAAAUGAAUAAAGACCUACCUUUCCCAGUGGCU